AUGCAGAUGCAUGAGAGGUAUGAGAUGCAUCAGUGGCAUGAGAAAUAUCAGAAGCACAUGAGAAUGAGAUGCAACAGGAGCACUAUCAGAAACAGGAGAUGGAUGUCCAAGGCGUUGAUGCCAAAGAAGACCAUCGUCAUGCAAGGAUCCACAGAAAUUGGAAGAAGGAGCAGCAGUGACUUGAAGAAUGUAGAGAUUGUUGAUAAGAGUGCCUCUACCAAUCAUCAAGCCCUGAAUAGACUCCUGGAUAAUGCAAUGAUCAGCAUUAAAAUGAGCAGAACGAUUAUCAUGUUUAAGCAAGCUACUAACGCUGAUGAGAUUGAAGCGAAAUGA
Messenger RNA from Microthlaspi erraticum, 333 nucleotides. Lineage: Eukaryota; Viridiplantae; Streptophyta; Magnoliopsida; Brassicales; Brassicaceae. The record is from the annotation of a GenBank genome assembly.